This is a messenger RNA of Symbiodinium sp. CCMP2456, 306 nucleotides long. The record is from the annotation of a GenBank genome assembly. Lineage: Eukaryota; Dinophyceae; Suessiales; Symbiodiniaceae.
AUGGCAGCUCCGACUCCCAUGACCCUGGAGUCUCGUGUCGGGUCCUUUCAGACCGACUCCGAUGUGGACUGCGCAGGGCACAGUGUGAGCUCCCUCGACUCUUUGAAGCCGGGAGUGCUGAACCAGAUGAAAGGAAUGGAUUUCGACCGCCUCACAGAGAUUCAGCAGCUGGCCCUGCUCACUCCUCACUUGGUGCUCAAGGCACAGACACUUCGCAAUCCUACGAAGCUUCUGCUGCUGAUCCAGGCCAGGCAACGACAGACAUCAAUCGCGAAGGGGAGCACCAAGAUGCAAGCUUCCUCCUGA